Messenger RNA from Acomys russatus (golden spiny mouse), 1699 nucleotides. It is a transcript of the gene Tor4a, whose product is annotated as torsin family 4 member A. NCBI's taxonomy places the organism in Eukaryota, Metazoa, Chordata, Mammalia, Rodentia, Muridae. The record is from RefSeq and is a predicted model, not a curated record. The transcript has 2 exons. Gene Ontology annotation, cellular component: nuclear envelope; endoplasmic reticulum lumen. Bases 195 to 1478 code for a protein of 427 amino acids. Gene Ontology annotation, molecular function: ATP binding; ATP hydrolysis activity.
CCCCCCUUCGAGCCGAGCCGGAGUUGGGCCAGCCAGACCCUGACGCACCCACCUCACCCUUCACCCUUUGGGUGGAAGGCGGCAUUUCCGGCUUCCUGAGUUGUUGGACACUGGCCUUGGAAGGGAGUGGCUGAGCUGGGAAGUCUGAGCAGCUGCAGGGAGGGGACCUGCAUGCUGAGCACAGCUCCUGCGCCAUGAACCGCAGUCAACCUAGCUUAGAGCCCGAGGCCAAGGGACCCUGUGUGAUCGCGCCAGUGCGCGCUGUGCUCCGACUCCGCCGCCGUGCCUUCGUCCUGCGCAAGAGGCGCCUCCUGCCGCCAGGCACGGAACCGGACGUUGGGGCAGGGGCUCGCGGGCCCAGCGGCAGCAUGGGGAGUCUGCGUGCGAGCCUAGACCAACCUAAAUUCUUCACCUUCGACAGCCUGACGGAGCUGUCUUCCAGGACACCCCGCAAAAGGCGUAGGCGUAGUCGUGUAGUGCUCUACCCGGAAACCUCACGGAAGUACCGACCCCGCACGGAGAGCCGGAGCCGUGCCCAGCGCUGUCUAUUGCUGCUUGUAGCCAUCGUGGGGUUCCAGGUUCUCAACGCCAUUGAGAACUUGGACGAUAAUGCACAACGUUAUGACCUCGAUGGGCUGGAGAAGGCGCUGCAGCGUUCUGUGUUUGGUCAGCCAGCUGCUGUGGGCCGAAUCAUGGCCCUGCUGCGGGACUACCUUGCUACACACGUGCACAGUCAUCCCUUGCUCCUGGCGCUGCACGGGCCCAGUGGUGUGGGCAAGAGUCACGUGGGGCGCCUGCUGGUACGCCACUUCCGCGCAGUGCUAGAGGAUGGUGCGUUGGUUCUGCAGUACCACGCCCGGCAUCACUGCCCAGAGUCACGCCCGGUUCAGGACUGCAGAGAGGAGUUGGCACAGCUUGUGGCAGAGGUGGUGGCACAGGCUGAGGCCGAGGAGAAGACCCCUCUCUUGGUCCUGGAUGAGGCAGAACUCUUGCCCCCUGCGCUACUGGAUGAGCUUCACGACCUCCUUCAGCCGCAGCGCUCCCACCAUUUCCACAACGCUAUAUAUGUACUCCUGAGUGGCGUUGGCGGCAUAGAGAUCACACACUUUGUGCUGCAGAACGCAUCACGUGUGUUGCCCCCACACCUCCACAGUGCAGGCAGCACUCAGGCUGUGGGGUCCCAGGCAGAGGAAGAGCUACACAUCAGCCUUCGAGAGCUCCUGGUUCGAGAACACCCUCUGUGGGACACUGCAGCCAUCGUGCCCUUCCUGCUCUUGGACAAGCCAGAUGUGGUCAACUGCUUCCGAGAGGAGAUGGCAGGAGAGGGCUUUUAUCCUGAGCAGGCCCUGGCAGAACAUCUGGCGGAGCAGCUUAGCUACUACCAGGUUGCUGGACACGAGUUUGCCACCACUGGCUGCAAGCAGGUAGUAGCUAAGGUCAACCUCUUACAGCACAAGCCUGCACAUGCUGAAGGCUAGCCAGUGGCCCCAGGCAUCGGAACUGUUGAGGGAAACAGGAGGGAUAUCAGGUGAUUGGUACCCCCUAAGCUGCCUCAGUCCAGGAGCUAGGGAGGCCGCUGCAGUGGCUCACACCUGAACUCCCUCCUUUUUUCUCUCCCACCGCUGAGCCUUGAGACUCCCUAGGGUCACCAGGAAAGCAGCUACUUUCCUAUAUGUGGUCUGGUCGUCCCCCCACCCCA